AUGGUGGCUCCUGCGGGGCUUCAGAAGGCAGGCACCGCGCGCGCCCGCCAGCACCAUUCCAGCCUCGAACGUCUGCACACUCCGGCCAUCCGCCCGGGCGGCGGCGGCGGCGGCUGCAGCGGGGGAGGGACAAGGGCGACGAGGCGGGCGACGGCACCGGACAGGGCUGGACGGGACGGGGGCUGCCUCCGGCGCACUGUGCACUCGCUCCGCAAGGGCCGGAGGGACGCGCAGCCCGCCCGCGCCUCACCGGUCACUGCCGCUCGCAGCCUCGGAGCCUCUGGCCAUCACCACCUCUCCGAGCCUGCCCCGUCUCCGAUCCUUCUCUUUCCUCCACGCCCUCCCCUACGUCUGUCUGUCGCGCUCGCUCUCCUGAUGUGUGAACAGCUGCUGCUGGUGGUGGUAGUGGUGCAGCUGCUGCUGCCGUUGCUGCUGCUGCUGCUGUCGCUGUCUUUGCUGCUGCUGCCGCCGAGACGGACUGGUUCUGCCCACUUCCGGGUUCAGGCUGGGACGACGCCGACGGCUAAUGACGGGCCGGUGAUGCAAGCCUUGAAGUGGCUGGAGAGAGCCCUCCCUCCGCGCCGCCUCUUCCUCCUCUCCUGGUUGCGACUGGGGAGGGCUGCGGGGUACCCAGGUCGGCAGAGGGGGGAAGGGUUCAAAGCAGCCUUCUUAGGGUCUGAUGCAAUUGCUUUCCUCACCCCCCCCUCACCCCCCCUCCCCGCGCAACGUAAUCUUUUGGGGGAGGAGACCCACGGCUGGAGGAGGUUACAUCUGUUUGCAGCAGGCAGGAUAGAGUGGGUCCAAAGAUCAUAGAAUCAGAGGAUUCGAGCUGGAAGGGACCUUUGAGAUCAUUGAACCCAAGCCCUUACUUUUAUGGGGGAAAACAGGGGGCGGGGGAGACCCAGGGAAGCAUUUGAUCCUCGAGGAGGGAGCAUCCCUAUGCAGGAAAUGAGUACCUCUGGAAAUACGUGAUAAUCCACUUGCAGCAUUUGUGAUUUCGUUGGUGCCUUGUCUCCCUUCACGGAUACAGGACAGAAUCCCUUCAUGCUUUAGACUUUGAGUUGCUGUGACUGGGGGGAAACCACCACCAGGUGGCCAACCUGGAGAUGAGCUUCUCAGACCGGAGCUGGUCCUGAGGCUGUCACAGAAUGAGGGAAUUGGAGAGUUGGAUGGGACCUGAGCGAACAUCCAAGGAUAUGCUGCUAGGAAACCCUUCCUUAGGUCGGGUCCUACUGUGUUUAAGCUUCCCUGGCAGAACCUUCGGGAAUUCGGGAUCACCCUGUGACUGACAUCAAAAGACUUGGCCUCUGCCAUUCUUUGAAAUGUGAUGCCCAAAGCUGUGUAAGCACCUUUGCCACCCAGUCAGAGGAUCCCCCCAAAUCCUACCGUAUAUCCCC
Messenger RNA from Dromiciops gliroides (monito del monte), 1397 nucleotides. RefSeq lists its product as uncharacterized. Bases 1 to 813 code for a protein of 270 amino acids. The transcript has 2 exons. Lineage: Eukaryota; Metazoa; Chordata; Mammalia; Microbiotheria; Microbiotheriidae. The record is from RefSeq and is a predicted model, not a curated record.